This is a messenger RNA of Brassica rapa (field mustard), 2497 nucleotides long. RefSeq names its product mitotic apparatus protein p62. The record is from RefSeq and is a predicted model, not a curated record. Lineage: Eukaryota; Viridiplantae; Streptophyta; Magnoliopsida; Brassicales; Brassicaceae.
AAAAAUUCAUUCGACACUAUCCCGUCAAAAUCUUUGUGUAUAUACAUUCAAUUUCGUAAUUCGUAAAUAUUACCAUCGCCGGACAUUUUUUUAUUUCUAUCUUUCUAUCUUUCCCAUUUUAGGAUUUUUUAUUUGUUUGUGUGUUUCAUUCUUAAAAGAAAACAUAUAAAAUUUUCGUCAUUGGUAUGUAAGAAUUUAGCAACUGAUUAACAAUCAAUGGUUUUACAAGUCUUUUACAUCCAUAUAAAAACUAAUUUAUGAAGAAAUUUAUCAGGUAUAAGUGUAUAACCUAUUACAAACACGUUUCCACAUACUGUAUCACUCACUCUCGUAUAUACAUCAUUAACAAUUUCGUCGUAAAAUGGUAGUACUUUACACUGCUUUUUUUUUUUUUUUUGAACUUACUUUACACUGCUUUUACGAUGCAUCUUUUCUUACAUUGGCAAUUUGUCAUAAUGUUACAUAUGCUUUACGACAAAAAAUUAUCGUAAAAUUAUUUCGACUUUACGACGAUUGCCUCUCUAAUUGUAAUGUUUUUUUUUUUUGUAAAAUCUCUAAUUGUAAUGUUGUCGUCACCUUACCGUCAAUUUACGACAACCCAAAUUCGUCGUAAUCUUUGUUAUGCAGAUAUUUUCUUAUAGUGUUUCAAUUUUUAUUACACAAUUAUCCUAAAACUCUCUAUUUAGAAAAAAAAAUGAUUUCCAGUGAUUUCCAUUUUUCAUCUUUUUCCGGCAAAGUAUUGUUUCAUAUUAUCAAAAGGUAUUACAUGAUCCGAUUACGUUCGCCAUUUAUAGGAGGGUACAAUCUUGAAGAAACAAAGUGUUUUUUUUUUUAAUGUAAAUAUCAUUUAAAAAUGAAGAAUGAGGUUUAUAAAUAGGGGUUAACAAACAUACCUCUUGAAUGGGUUCCAUGAUAAAAAAAAAUUUAAAAUAUAGAAGCAAUUUUUUUUAAUAAUUCAACUGUUUAACUUGGUAGCGAACAUGAGAAGAAAUAACCGAUACAAACUUGAAGCACCAAAAUGAGAAAUGAAACCGAUACUAGUACGGUAGAAGAAACUCAAAGACAAAGUAGAAUCACUAGCAAAAAGCUGAUUCUGCUAAUGCUUUGUUGCUAGCAAAUGAGCAACCCCAUUCCACGUUCUUCUCGUGAAUGUAAAGGUCCAUUGAGCAAACUUAUUUUUCCAGUAGGAAAUGUCACUGCAAGAAUUAUCUAUAUUUCAAUUUUUCAUCUUAACAUGCUUUCUCUCUUUAUGAAAUUUCUAUUUUCAAAUUAACUACAUGAUAGUGAGAGAAAGAGGAAAGAAAAGUAAAAUACAAAAACAUCCAAACGUACGUGUUUAUAGGUAACGUAACAAACGUGUACAUGUGCACGAAAAGGCAUAUAUUAGUUUCACAGUAACCGUUGCAACCCACUUCUUUAGAAGUUUCCUUAUUCCACAUUGUAAAAUCCGACAAAGACACAGAAACAAAACACAAAAAUUCAUUGAUUGGGUUUAAGAAGGUGAAGAGAAUGAAGAAGCAGACAAACACAAACUCAGUCUUGGAGAAGAAACUUGAAGAACUCGAGAAUCUAAGUGAAUCACUCACUUUUAAUGAAGAUGAUCCCAGUGUCUACCGCGAUAUCGAACUCCGAGUUAUUUUCGCGAAGACCCUCUUAGCGGCUGAGAUUUCUUCCCGGCCUAACGACACAGAAGGAGAAGAAGGCAGUGAAGAAAGGGUGAAAUUUGCUUGCAUGGCCAAGAGGUUAACCGAACUCGAAGAGGCUUUUACAACCAAUCGACUCUCCGGUCGUGAUGAUGAGAAUUUGGAUAAUAAUGAUGGUGUUGGCGAUGGUGAAGCCGGUUCGGUUGUCUCGUGGGUGAAUUCUUGUCAGGAAGAACUCGAUAAAGCAGAGGAAGAGAAGGAGGAGGAGGAGGAGAAGUUGCUAUUGUUUCAAGAUGCUUCAUCGGAGGAGAAGAAAGGAGAUGAAGACGAUGAGCAGUGGCCAUUGUUUCAAGAUGCUUCAUCGGAGGAGAAGACAGAGGUUACGUUUCCUGCAGUGCCGGUUAAGGAAGAGGUAGUGGUUAGAGAUGUGAAAGACAAGAGGCGGUUUGGUUUUAUGGAUUUGAUCUGUUUCGGUUUAAUGGGUGUGAUUAUAACCUUACUAUUAGGGUAUAUUGGUGAUAUCACAGAGGAAGAUCCUUUUCUUACCCCUACUUAGGUGAUUGUUUCAUUUGAUUUUCACUCUGUUUUUAGUUUCAUUCUUUCAGUUUGCUACUUGUAUGAAUACAUUAGAUGGUUGUAUUCUUUCAUUGUAUGGUUUAAUGAAUGAGUAUGAAGUAUAGUAAUCAAAAAGCUAUGAUUUUUAAAUUACAAAAACAAAGACAGAAAGAAGAGAGAACUUGUAAUUUGUGGAAUUUUUUUCUCGUACCAAAUGCAUACCAAAGUGACAAACAGAGCCAAACCGUUCACAAGAAAUCGAACAUAUGACCUUUCUAUGGAGAUGGGUAAAUACUGUU